Molecule: messenger RNA, 1234 nt
Organism: Drosophila ananassae
Lineage: Eukaryota; Metazoa; Arthropoda; Insecta; Diptera; Drosophilidae
Product: RNA exonuclease 4
Exons: 1
Coding region: 179-1096 (305 amino acids)
Biological process (GO): rRNA processing
Cellular component (GO): nucleus
Molecular function (GO): 3'-5' exonuclease activity; nucleic acid binding
Source: RefSeq, a predicted model, not a curated record
AGGGCCUUGCCAAACAUUUAUUCAAUAUGAAAUUUUACAACACUGGUCUAUGUAAAACGAGUCUUUACCAGCACUGGAGAUUAGUUCAGAAAUUAUCGCACGACUUUAAUAUUUAUUCUUGAAACGGAUAAUUUUGUGCUGGUUUUGUAUUGAAAACAAUUAUUUUUACUGCGAAGCCAUGUCCGCGGCCCAGCGACAGAAGCAAUUCGAUCUGAAUCGACGCCAUACGACUGCACCUGCCCUAAACAGCACUGCGUCCAACGCCAGCAUCAGCAUCAGCACCAGCACCACCACCAACAACAAAAACAACAACACCGAAACUGGGAAUCCGAAAAAUGUGGUUUCCCCGCGUCAACGUAAACUUCAAACGUCGAUGGAACGGCUGCAGGUGCAACAGCCGAAUGUCAGUAGGCGAGCUGCCGGCUCCAACUGGAUGGCAUCAGCAGUCGGAGGAGGACCUCCAGCGGGAUCUGCUCCGGGCAGUGAGAACACGAUGAAGGAGCAGGAUGGACCACCACCACUAACCAAAUCCGCGCGCACGCGCAACAAAAAGAAGGCUCAGCGCAACAGGUACUUGGCCAUGGACUGUGAAAUGGUUGGUGUGGGACCCAACGGCCAGGACGACAUGCUGGCCCGCGUGUCGAUCGUGAAUCGCGUGGGCGAGGUGCUGCUGGACAAGCACGUAAAGCCCCGCCAGGAGGUGACCGACUACCGCACCAGCGUUUCUGGCAUCCGCCCCCAGGAUAUUGCGAAUGGCGAGGACUUUGCCGUGGUGCAGAACGAGGUGGUGAGGCUUCUGCACGGAAAGAUUCUCGUCGGGCACGCCAUCCGCAACGACAUUGCCGUCCUGAACAUUCGACACCCGUUUGAACACAUCCGCGACACUUCACGCUACAAGCCCCUCUGCCGGCUUGUCUCCAACGGGCACACGCCCAGCCUCAAACGCCUCACCAUGGCCGUUCUGGGCCAGGAGAUCCAGACCGGCGAGCACAAUUCGGUGGAGGAUGCGCGUGCGGCAAUGGGCAUCUACAAUCGGAUAGCCAGCGACUGGGAGAAGUACAUAGAAAAGAAAAACCAUCAGCAGCAGCAUUUCUGAUCCAAAAUCCCACUACCCUCUACUCAGGAGAGCAUCUUAGGCGUAAGGUCACUAGUUUCAUAUUUUUUUCGAAACUGUUGUUUAAUUAUAAAAGUCGUUACAACCGUAGCGGUACUGUUGUAAGGCUAAAUAUCUUAA